Messenger RNA from Homo sapiens (human), 7984 nucleotides. It is a transcript of the gene AMN1, whose product is annotated as antagonist of mitotic exit network 1 homolog. Gene Ontology annotation, cellular component: microvillus membrane. The coding region runs from base 6188 to 6817 and encodes 209 amino acids. The record is from RefSeq and is a predicted model, not a curated record. The transcript has 6 exons. Lineage: Eukaryota; Metazoa; Chordata; Mammalia; Primates; Hominidae.
AGCCACCAUGCCUGGCCCACAUUUUAGAAUAUUAUAAAGUAUAAGGGUUUGUUUUUUUCCCUCCAGAUAACCAAAAUGUCCAUAUGUAAUUAUCAGAGGAACCUGCCCCCAAUAUUUCAAUGUAGGUUCUUUCUAUUUUUCCUAAGUGUCGGCUGGUCUGAGAAAUAAAGAGAAAGAGUACAAAGAGAGGAAUUUUACAGCUGGGCCGCCGGGGGUGACAUCACAUAUCGGUAGGACUGUGAUGCCCACCUGAGCCACAAAACCAGCAAGUUUUUAUUAAGGAUUUCAAAAGGGGAGGAAUGUACGAACAGGGAGUAGGUCACAUGCUUUAAAGGGCAAAAAGCAGAGCAAAGAUCACAUGCUUCUGAGGAAACAGGGCAAGGACAAAAUCAGAACUCCUGAUAAGGGUCUAUGUUCAGCAGUGCACGUAUUGUCUUGAUAAACAUCUUAACAGAAAACGGUUCGAGAGCAGAGAACCAGUCUGACCUCAAAUUUACCAGGGCUGGGGUUUCCCAAUCCUAGUAAGCCUGAGGGUACUGCAGGAGACCAGGGUGUAUCUCAGUCCUUAUCUCAACCGCAUAGGACAGACACUCCCAUAGGACAGACACUCCCAGAGUGGCCAUUUAUAGACCUCCCCCCAGGAAUGCAAUUCUUUCCCUAGGGUCUUAAUAUUCCUUGCUAGGAAAAGAAUUUAGCAAUAUCUCUCCUACUUGCACGUCUGUUUAUAGGCUCUCUGCAAGAAGAAAAAUAUGGCUCUUUUUGCCUGACCCCGCAGGCAGUCAGACCUUAUGGUCGUCUUCCCUUGUUCGCUAAAAUUGCUGUUAUUCUGUUCUUUUUCAAGGUGCACUGAUUUCAUAUUGUUCAAACACAUGUUUUACAAUCAAUUUGUACAGUUAAUGCAAUCAUCACAGUGGUCCAGAGGUGACGUACAUCCUCAGUUUAUGAAGAUAAUAGGAUUAAGAGAUUAAAAUAAAGACAGGCAUAAGAAAUUAUGAAAGCAUUAUUUGGGAAGUGAUAAAUGUCCAUGAAAUCUUCACAAUUUAUGUUCCUCUGCCAUGGCUCCAGCUGGUCCCUCCAUUUGGGGUCCCUGACUUCCCGCAACAUGUAAUAGUUCCUAAAACAUCUUCUACCAUUGUCUCAGUUACUUCUCUUGUGUCAACCAGAGUCGUGGAGACUGAAAAUCCAAGCAAAAAGGUUUAUUGGUGGUUUUAGAAUUGAAUUCAAGGAACACAGAUUCCAGAGGCAUCUGAAAUCAUGUCCUAACUAUUUAAUUCAUAUGUCCUAAGAGAUAUAUGAGGUCUUUUAAAGAGAAAGGUGGGAGAGGGUUAUCAAACAAUUCAUUAGUUAGAAUAAGGGUUUCUAGGCAGAAGUCCUUGAUUCAGGGGUUUGGAAAAAGUUCAGUCAUCAGCAUAGCAUAGUCUUUUCAGAAGUGGCAGCAAUUUCAUCUGCAGCAUCAGCAAGUACGUUCUACAGUCAAGCAGUUGCAGAAUGACAUUCAGGAACAAAAUGGUGUUGUUCUGGUCAGCUCCCAUUAGCCUUCCAUACACACUUGUCUUCAUGGUACCUGUACCCUUGACCUCCGUGUUUUCAAAAAGUUUAAAACUUUUUGAUCAAGACUCACAAUAAGAAAUAUACGUUACAUUGUGACUGUAGUACACAAACCACACUUAGGUGUAACAGUAUAAUGUAUAGUACAUUUUGGUCUUUUCUAUUUAAUUUUAUUCUAUUUAGUCUUAUUUUACUGAAAAAAUAUUGAUCACAGUCUGCUAAACUGAUUUUGUAAUCCAUUCAUGGAUAAUGACCAGUAGUUAAAAAAUCACUCUUCUCAUCUAUACUGUUCUUUUUUCAACUGCUAUAUUUUUCAUAUUUAAUAUUUCCAAUUCACCUUUUUAUGGUUUCGUUUUAUCUUAUUAAUCUUUUCUUAUUUCUUUUAGCAUAUUAUUAUGCUUAUUAAUAUAUUUGGCCUCUCUGUUCUAAUUCCUCUGCUCCUGAUGGAAUCAGUAAUCUUUGUUUUUCUUUUGAAAUAGUGGUGCUCUCUAGAUGUCUUGUUUUGGCCUGUGAACAUAUCUCUGUAUACUCUCUGGUAGUGGUAAGAGUAAAGGAGGCCAGACCCAAGUCUGUUUCGGCCCUACUAAGCUGACAUAGGGGGUGGAGGCCUGGAGAGGGGCUGGAGUGAUGAGCUCCAAGGCAGAGAGCCCCAAGCACUAGAAAAAGAUGGUUAAUCACUCUUUGUUCUGCUAAACAGCCCGUGAGAUUAGGGCUUAACCUUCAGCCUCUGAUUUUAAAGGUUAUUAAAUAGCAGAGUAGAUAAUUUCCUUCGAUACUACUCCUGUGUUAUCUUUUGUAUUUUUGCUAUUUGUGUUUCAAAAAGUGAAAAUGCUAGUUAGUAGUUUCUACACUACUUACAUUUAAAUAUUGUCUUUGGGUUUGCAGCCACCACCACUCUGCAGCCAUCACCAUCUAGUCUGCAGAGACUAGAACUGCCAAUUGCUGUUGGGGGUGAGCGGCAUCUAUCCAGGCUGGUGGGAUGGUGGUAAAAGAAUUUACCAAGACAGUUGUAGGUAAAGAAAGGCAGAUUUUUUUUUUUUUUUUUUUUUUUUUGAGACGGAGUCUUGCUGUUUCACCCAGGCUGGAGCGCAGUGGCAUGAUCUUGGCUCACUGCAACCUCUGCCUCCCAGGUUCACGCCAUUCUCCUGCCUCAGCCUCCUGAGUAGCUGGGACUACAGGCGCCCGCCACCACACCCAGCUAAUUUUUUGUAUUUUUAGUAGAGACGGGGUUUCACCAUGUUAGCCAGGAUGGUCUCGAUCUCCUGACCUUGUGAUCUGCCCGCCUCAGCCUCCCAAAGUGCUGGGAUUACAGGCGUGAGCCACCGCGCCCGGCCAAGAAAGGCAGAUUUAUUAGAGAAAAUAUGAAAAUACAUUGCAAGGGAGCAACGGGCAGAACCAGCAAGAGAGGACCCAACUGCCAGGAGACAAAGGCUUGCUGGGGAUUUUAUAGAAUGGAACUUGGGCUGAUUGACAGCACCAAGGUAGGAGGGAACUAACUUGCAUCCUUCUGUCAGCCGAGGUGUUUGAUGAUAGAUCAAAGUGUUUGGUGAUAAGCAGGAGGUUUAUGAGUUUUGUAUGUUGUCUGCACAGGAGGGCUAUAUGUUCUGGGCCAUAAAGAAAGGCAGACCUAUAGCUUAUCUGCUUCUUCUUUUUGUUUAUAUGUUCUGGACCAUGAAGAAAGGCAGACCUGUAGCUUAUUUGCUUUCCCCUUGUCCUGCCAGCCUGACUCCUUUUCCCUAAUUAGGACUCCACAAUUGCUCUGACUUCACUUCACCUUCUGCCUAAAGCCUGUAAUCAAAAGGAAGCAAGGUCUGAUGAUAGCACUCCAGCAUAUGUUUUUCUGUGGUUUUUGCUUGUUUGUUGUUUUUUUUUUGAGACAGGGUCUCACUCUGUCACCCAGGGUAGAGUGCAUAAUCAUGGCUCACUGCAGCCUCAACCUCCUGGGCUCAGGUGAUCCUCCCACCUCAGCCUCCUGAGUAGCUAGGACUACAGGCACCCACUACCACAUCCAGCUAAUUUUUGUAUUUUUUUUAGAGACAGGGUUUCACCAUGUUGCCCAGGCUGGUCUUGAACCUCUGGGCUCAAGCAAUCUGCCCACCUUGGCCUCCCAAAGAUCUAGGAUUAUAAGUGUGAGCCACAGUGCCCAGCCUACAUGCUAGAGCAUGUGACUAACCCUGUGACUUUACAUUGGAAUUGCACUUUAACCUGUUUUUAAUGUUUCUUCUGCAUUAACCUGAUAUAUCUUUAUUAUAAUGCUUUAUUUUCUUCAUGUUAGCUUGCAUUUGAACAUAGAUACCUUAGUGGUGUAGUUUGCUUGGCUCUGUGGAAGUAGAAUAAUAUCUCCACGUUCUUAUUGUUGAUGGUUCUGUUGAAGUAUGUAAUGUUAUAUGUGACUCAUAGAUGAACCAUAAUGACACUGUAGAAAAAUGGUGGUUUUCUUCACUUUUCCACCAUCCACAUUUCUUACUAUCCCUUUAGCUUAUCCUUCAGUGACUUAGGUUUUUGUUUGAUGGCAAUCCUUACCAUUUUUUAAGCCUAAUUUUAGCUGAAUUUAAAAGGAGGGGUGAAGAGGGUGAAUGAGAUAGAAAAACAAGACAUGAUUUUUCUGGGUACUCUCCCUCUAGUCUCCAUCCUUAACAAGAGUCUUGCUUAUGACAUUAUUCAAAAAGCCAGAUACAACAUCCAUUACAAAGUGACACACAUCUUUGGAUGGCUGUUUUUGAAGUAUUUCAUAAAUCUUUUUAUACUCUCUGGAUGGAGAAGGCCUUUUUAAACAUGAUACUAAAGUUGGAAACCAAGAAAAAAAGUUGGAUGGAUUUGAUUACAUAAAAAUACAGACUUCCUUAUGGCAAGAAGAAAAAAAAAAAAGAAACAAAGUCAAAAACUUGGAAAAAUAUUUACAGUAUGUAUGAAAAUCUAGGGGCUUUUUUAUCUUGACAAUAUAAAGAAUCCCUCCAAGCCAAUAAGAAAAAACAAAACAACCAAAUAAAAAACCAGAAGAAUCAGGAAAUACUCAGAGGAAAAAAUACAAAUCUCCAAUAACAUAUCAAAGGAUAUUUAACCUUACUAGUCAUCAAAGUGACAGUUUGCCUUUCAGUUUGGCAGAGACUUUAAAAAAAUCCCAAAACCCAAUGUUAGCAAUAGUGUGGAGAAACUGUCACUUUUAUCUCCUGCUAGUGAGAGUGUAAAUUGAUUUAAAAAAACCUUUUAGACGGACAGUUUGGCAUUAUUAAAAAUUCUAAAGAUUUGCUUAUUAUUAAUUCAACAAUUUACUUCCUGUAGAAAUCUCAGGAAGAUAAUAGAAAAGUACACACAUAUAUUCAUUAUAAUAUCAUUUAUGAUAAUAAGCAUAGUUAUAUAUAGCAUAUGUUAUAAGCAAGACACCUUUAUUUCUCACAACAUAUCCUGUUUUAGUAAUAAGGCUAGUAAAGCACAGAGAGAAAACUGAGCUUGAUGGCAAUCAUAGGGUUCCAGGUUGGGCAGUCUGCUUGCAAAGCACAUGUUCUUAAUCACGGCAUAAUAUUGCCUACCUAAAGCAACCUAAAUGUUCAACUCAAGUGUUUGCCAGUGUAGGAUGCAUUUAAUAAGUUAUGAUACUUGCAGAAAAUGGAAUAAUAUACAACCACAAUCUAUUGAUUUUAUAAAAAGUGCUCAUCUUAUAUGUGAUCUGAUCCUGUUGUUCUUCAAAGCGUUUUUUAAACUCAAAAAACAUCAAAAUGAAUAUAUACAGCCAUAAAAUCAUGUCCUUUACAGCAACAUGGAUGCAGCUGGAGGCCGUUAUCCUAAUGAAUAAAUGCAGACACAGAAAACCAAAUACUGCAUGUUCUCACUUAUAAGUGGGAGCCAAUCGCUGGGUGCACACAGACAUAAAGAUGGGAAAAAUACACACUGGGGACUUCAAAAGGGAGGAAGGAGGAAGGGAAGCAAGGAUUGAAAAACUACCUGUCAAGUACUGUGUUCACUCUUUGGGUGAUGGGUUCAAUUGAAGCCUAAACUUCAGCAUCAUGCAGUAUAUCCCUGUAACUAACCUGCACAUGUACCCCCUGAAUCUAACAGUUUUAAAAAGCUAAUAUAAUUUUAUCUCUGGGUAUUGGUAUUAUGGGUAAUUUUAGUUAUAGAGGUUAAAAGGUUAGGCUUUGGAAUUAAAAGGACCUGGGUUCCAAUCCCAGCUCCACUCCUUUUGGCUAUGUUCUUUAUGUUGGCUACUUAAGCUCUCAGGGUCUUAAUUCCCGAUUUGUAAAAUGGCAAUGACCAAUCCCUUGGGGGCGGGCAGUGGGGUGGUGGGCAGUGGAAAGAGAGAGAGAGAGAAUAUUAAAUAACAUAAUGUAGGCCAGGCACAGUGGCUCACGCCUGUAAUCCCAGCACUUUGGGAGGCCAAGGCGGGCAGAUCACCUGAAGCCGGGAGUUUGAGACCAGCCUGACCAACAUGGAGAAACCACAUCUCUACUAAAAAAUACAAAAUUAGCCAGGCGUGGUGGUGCAUGCCUGUAAUCCCAGCUACUGGGAGGCUGAGGCAGGAGAAUCGCUUGAACCCGGGAGGCGGAGGUUGCAGUGAGCCGAGAUCACGCCAUUGCACUCCAGCCUGGGCAACAAGAGUGAAAUUCCAUCUCAAAAAUAAAAUAAAAUAAAAAAUAAUAUAAUGUAUAUGACAGUACCCUUCCUGAUUUUACAUCCUGAAGUCCAAACUCUAGAUCUACGGAGCUGCGAUAUAUCAGAUGCUGCUCUCCUGCACCUGUCUAACUGUAGAAAACUGAAGAAAUUAAAUUUAAAUGCUUCAAAAGGGAACCGAGUUUCUGUAACUUCAGAAGGAAUAAAAGCUGUGGCUUCAUCUUGUUCAUACCUACACGAAGCUUCUUUGAAAAGAUGCUGCAAUCUCACUGACGAAGGAGUCGUUGCUCUUGCACUCAAUUGCCAGCUGCUAAAGAUCAUCGAUUUAGGUGGCUGCUUAAGUAUUACUGAUGUGUCCUUACAUGCAUUAGGAAAAAACUGCCCAUUUUUGCAGUGUGUCGACUUUUCAGCUACUCAGGUAUCUGACAGUGGUGUGAUUGCACUUGUUAGUGGACCUUGUGCGAAGAAAUUAGAGGAGAUUCAUAUGGGACAUUGUGUAAAUCUGACUGAUGGGGCUGUCGAAGCUGUCCUUACUUACUGUCCUCAAAUACGUAUAUUACUCUUCCAUGGAUGCCCCUUGAUAACAGAUCAUUCCCGAGAAGUGUUGGAGCAAUUAGUAGGCCCAAACAAACUAAAGCAAGUGACAUGGACUGUUUAUUGAUGCUUUUUUGAAGAUGAUCAAUGCUAGGAAAGCUUAUCAAAACUACUUUCCCAGGAAACCAUCUAUAGAGAUUUGCAUUCUACUUAAUGUUAACACUAUUUUUAAUUAUUUUAUUGUCUUAAGUUAUAACUCUCAGAGAAUUAGCUAAGUCUUGGUAUAUACAUGGUUUGUGCUUUACUCUUAAACAUCUUUAAAGUGCUAUUAUUCUAUAUCUGUUGGAUGAGUCAUUAUUUUUGAAAUGAUAAUCCUAGCAUGAACUCUGAUCUAUGGUGUUGGAUUCUGUUUCUUAAAUAACUUUAAAAUUAACUGUUUUCCCUUGAGAUUUCCUUCUCCUAUGUAGGUAUUUGAGCUAUUGUUCUAAGUUUACCUGUAAGUAUAAACCUUGGGAGAAUCUAAGUAAACAUAUUUCUAAAAGCAUAGUUACCUUCCUAUUUUCUGGCUCUUACCUUCUUGGAGUAUUUAAAUGCCCAUUUGCCAAAAGCAGACCUGAACAUCAAGCCUGUUAAUUCUUCAAAGAAUUUAGGUAUUUGUUUCACCGAAAUGAAGUGACUUAUUAGCCAUUCAGCGUAUUAGUAUUACAGAGGCUCUUGCCCAGCCACAUCCAUUCAUUGAUUUUUAUGGCUACUCUUCCCAGUUACAUUUUAUGCAUCUGUAAGCUUUCCUUCCUUAGCAAAAUUGCAUUCAAAAAUGUGUAAAAAUGAGUAAAUACAGAAUAUCACUACAGAGACUUGUAUCCUCAGGUUUAUUGAUUUCACAUUGUGAAAUAAACAGCAAAGGUCUUAGUUUUCAAGUGAAAACUUUUUGGUAAUCACAAAAUUACCUGACACAUACCACGCUUAAACCAACCCCCAAAUUUAGCAUAUUCAUUUUGCCAUGAGCCAGUCUUGAGAUUUUCUUAAAAGAUUUCUUAUUUUGCCUCUGAUGUAGUGAAAAACGGGGUAAGUAUGCUAACUUUCUUGUAUAUGUUGGGGGGUACUUAUUCAACUCCAUUUCUUGUCCUUACAAGAUUUAUAAAUGUGGUAUGUUUAUAGUGUGGAUAUAUAUGUUGCCACUGCAAAGGUGGUGCAUAUGUAUAUAUGUGCAAAAUGGGUAAGGCCUGUUCUAACUAUGAAAUUUUUCUAAAGACAAAUUCAAUAAAAUUUAAUACUGAAUAUUUAACCAAGUCAA